AUGUGGUCCAGACAUUGGGGAUCAGGAUUGGUCCAGAACAUUGGGGAUCAGGAUUGGUCCAAAUUCUGGGAUCUGGGGAUUGGUCCAGACAUCGGGGAUCAGGGAUUGGUCCAGACAGCGGUGUUCAGGGAUUGGUCUCAGACAUUGGGGAUCAGGGAUUGGUCCAAACUUCUGGGAUCAGGGAUUGGUCCAGACAUCGGGGAUCAGGGAUUGGUCCAGACAACGGGGCUCAGGGAUUGGUCCAGACAACGGGGCUCAGGGAUUGGUCCAGACUUUGGGGUCGUACAGGAGAGAGCAGCAGCCGCUCUGGAGGAGAAGGCUCUUUGA
Knipowitschia caucasica is the source of this 327-nucleotide messenger RNA. NCBI's taxonomy places the organism in Eukaryota, Metazoa, Chordata, Actinopteri, Gobiiformes, Gobiidae. The record is from the annotation of a GenBank genome assembly.